Messenger RNA from Eucalyptus grandis, 1803 nucleotides. RefSeq names its product pentatricopeptide repeat-containing protein At4g18840. Gene Ontology annotation, molecular function: RNA binding; protein binding. Bases 1 to 1803 code for a protein of 600 amino acids. The record is from RefSeq and is a predicted model, not a curated record. NCBI's taxonomy places the organism in Eukaryota, Viridiplantae, Streptophyta, Magnoliopsida, Myrtales, Myrtaceae. Gene Ontology annotation, biological process: RNA modification. The transcript has a single exon.
AUGUCCAGCCCCAGGAGAGCCAAGCGCCUCGUCACGCUGACCCACCCGCUCCUGCGCAAGCUCGACUCGUGCAGCAGCGUCGCGGAAUUCAACCAAGUCCACGCCCAGCUCCUCGUCUCCGACCACUACCUCGCCACCAGCCAAGCCGUCAAGAAGCUCUGCGCUCUGCGCGCGGUCUCUCGCGCAGUCCUGUUCUUCAGAUCCACCAGCGAGCCCGACGCCUCCGUGUGCAACACCAUCAUGCGGACUUACGUGGGCGGGAAGGACGCGGGCAGCGCCAUGAGAUUUUAUCGGGAUGAGAUGGUGGGUAAUGACGUCGUGCCCAAUCAUAUCACGUUCCCCAUUGUUCUGAAGGUGUGUGUGGAGACUGGGUCGUUGAGCGAAGGAGAAAAGGUUCACGGCAGGGUGUUCAAACUCGGGUUCGAGCCGGAUUUGUUCGUGACGAACGCAUUGAUUCACUUCUAUUCGGCUUUUCAGAAGACCGGGAAUGCCCGCUCGGUGUUUGAUGCGGGGCCUGUUCGGGAUUGCGUCAGCUGGAAUACUAUGAUCGAUGGUUAUGUCAAGAAUGGGGAAGUUGAUCGUGCACGUGAGCUGUUCGAUGAAAUGACUGAGAGGGACGCUGUCACUUGGACCUCGAUGAUAGGGGGCUACAUUGGGAGAGGGGAGAUGGAAGAGGCGAGAAGUUUGUUUGAUAAGAUGCCAUCUAGAGACAUCCCAUCGUGGACUUGUAUGAUUGACGGGUAUGCAAGGAUCGGCUGUUUUUGGGUGGCUCUUGAGUUGUUUAACUCAAUGCCUUCCCGGAAUGUGGCCUCUUGGAAUACCUUGUUGGAUCAUCUUGUCCGUCAUGAACAUUACAGGGAGUGUUUGAGUUUGUUUGAUACUAUGCUCCAAGAGAGAGAGAUUAAACCCAAUAAGUUUACUCUUUUGCCUGUCUUGACUGCAUGUGGCAAUCUGGGGGACCUCGAUAGAGGCCAACUAGUCCGUUCUUACAUCACGAGAAAUCACAUUAAAGCUGAUGUGGCGCUCUCAACCGCUUUAUUGACAUUGUAUGCAAAAUGUGGGGCUGUGGACGUGGCUAGGAAUCUGUUUGAUCAGAUGCUUGAUAAGAAUGUUGUCUCGUGGAAUGCUAUGAUUCUGGGGUACGGAAUGCAUUGGCAUGGCGAGAAAGCCCUAGAUUUGUUCCUGGAGAUGGAGAAGAGAGGUCAAAUACCAAAUGAGUCCAGCUUCGUCAGCGUCUUAUCUGCCUGCAAGCGCAGUGGAAUGGUUUUGGAAGGUUGGUGGUGUUUUGACCUAAUGUCUCGAGUUUAUAAGAUUGAUCCCAAAGUACAGCACUAUGGUUGUAUGCUCGAGCUUCUUGCCAUGGUCGGGUUGAUGAAGGAAGAUAUAGAAGAGUUGGUCAAAGAAGUCCCAACGGGGGCUGGAUCUACCCAUUCUACCACUGAACUAGGAGAGACUGUGGCCGAGCGAUUGAUCGAGUUGGACCCGACUGAUGUUGCGCCCUAUGUGCUCUUGGCAAACAUGCAUGCAGCAGAAGGUAAUUGGGACGCUGUCGAGAACGUCAGAAAGAUUAUGAAGGAUAUAGGUUUGCAAAAGGAAGUCAGGUCUAGCCUCUCUCGACUUGGAGGCAUCGAGUCCGAAGAUGUCGAAAAGGAUAGUUUGCCCCAUCGAAGAGUUAUGAUUUAUUCAAUGUUGAGUGAGAUCGGUUCUCAUAUGAAAGUGUACUGUAGAGACUCUAGAGUUGUAGAGGAACUAACAUUGAGUCUGGUGGAGUUGAUUAGAAAGGAAAAGAAAGAAUUUUCAUGA